CCCGCCCUCCCCGCGUCGCGCUCGCUCCGCCGCGCCCCUGCACCGCAGCGCGCCAUGAGCCGCCCCGCGCUGGACGGCGCGGACUGCCCGGACGCGGACCCCGGCGCGGGCUGCGCCCCGGAGGAAGAGGUGCGGACGCUGUUUGUCAGCGGCCUCCCCGUGGACAUCAAGCCCAGGGAGCUCUACCUGCUCUUCAGGCCCUUCAAGGGCUACGAAGGCUCCCUCAUCAAGUUCAUCUCCAGACAGCCCAUCGGCUUUGUGGUCUUCGACAGCCGGGUGCGAGCCGAAGUGGCCAAGGAUGCCCUGAAUGGCAUCUGCUUCGAUCCCGAGAACCCGCAGACCCUGAGGCUGGAGUUCGCCAAAGCCAAUACCAAGAUGGCCAAGAGCAAGCUGAGGGCCACACCCAACCCCAGCGGCACGCACCCUGCCCUCGCUGCACACGGCCCCACCCGAGACCCCUAUGACCUGAUCGGGGCCGCCCUGAUGUCCGCGUCCCCCUACACCUGGACCCCCUAUCACCUGUACACCACAGAGCUGGCCCCCGCCAUCCCCCACGCGGCGUUUCCCUGCCCAGCGGGCACUGCUGCCACCACUGCUGCCCUGCACGCACAGGUGCGCUGGUGCCCGGCCUCUGACAGUGCCCCGCCCGGGUGGAAGCUUCACCAGCUCUGCUAGUGCUGUGGGGCCAUGCUGACAGGAAGCCUCCUGUCCCUCACCCCGUCUUUUGCGCACCCUACCGUGAUGUACCUCACCCCUGUCUGGUUCUUAUUUCCAGACUUCGGAACCAACCAGAAAGCAAGCAUUUUUUUGUACCCUGUGUAGCAAACUGUAUGUGUAUCCUGAAGGGUUUUUCAUGUGCAGUUAAUCAAUUAUUGAAGAGACCUCACUCCCCUGUCAGACAAGUUUAAUGUUUCCCUUGCGGCAUGAAGAAGAAAAGGGCUUCCGUCCCCUGGCAGUGAGCCUUUGCUGGAGCCAGAGGAGGGGAAACCCUGCAGUUUUCUCGGGCGAGUGUGUCAGCGCUUGUGCGUCCACGGCCCGGUGGCCGGCUGGGGGCUGCCGUCCCCGAGAGAAUGUGUGGAAGUGGGUAAUAUCUGAAAUGCAAAAUAAAAAGCUCU
Messenger RNA from Sorex araneus (European shrew), 1115 nucleotides. It is a transcript of the gene RBPMS2, whose product is annotated as RNA binding protein, mRNA processing factor 2. Gene Ontology annotation, cellular component: cytoplasm. Bases 55 to 675 code for a protein of 206 amino acids. The transcript is spliced from 8 exons. Gene Ontology annotation, biological process: negative regulation of smooth muscle cell differentiation. The record is from RefSeq and is a predicted model, not a curated record. NCBI's taxonomy places the organism in Eukaryota, Metazoa, Chordata, Mammalia, Eulipotyphla, Soricidae. Gene Ontology annotation, molecular function: mRNA binding.